CAGAGUUAUUUUAUUUUUGCUUAUUUUUUAUGCGGGGACUUGGGAUUGUGGUAUAUUUGGCACUUGCGUUGGGUUGGUUCUCUUUUUACUUUUUGGAAAGUUAUUAGAGCUUCUUGUUAUUGGGUUUUCAAUUGUUUGAAAAGUUGGUUGUUUUUCCAGUGUUGAAUAUGUAAUUUUCUAUAUAUUUGAGCUUCCUUGAAUUCAGUUUCCUAAAUUUUUUUUUAGUUUGUUGUUUGCUGCUAUCAGGGGAGUCGUUGUUCAAUUACUGCGAGAUUUUGCGGUGUUGGGUUUGGAGAAAUUCAUCAGAAUUUUGAUGAUUUAUAGGUUAUUGGGAUGUGUCGGUUAAAAGUUUUGGCGUAUGCAGCCUUCUUGGUUGUGUUCUUAAGUUGGUCUGCACAAAUUAAUGGAGCAAAAGAUUCCAUUAUGGAUCCUGUAGAAGUGAAGGCAUUGAAAGCCAUUAAGAAAAGCUUGACUGAUCCUAACAAGAACCUGAGUAAUUGGAAUAAAGGUGAUCCCUGUAACGCGAAUUGGACCGGGGUUAUAUGCUACAAUACAACACUUGGUGAUGACUAUCUACAUGUUGAAGAAUUGCAACUACUAAACCUGAAUCUGUCAGGAACUUUAUCACCAGAGCUUGGCCGUUUAUCUUAUAUGAAAAUAUUGGAUUUUAUGUGGAACAAAAUAAGUGGGCCCAUACCAAAGGAAAUAGGCAACAUUACAUCCUUGGAACUCUUGCUACUGAAUGGAAAUCACUUAUCAGGUCCCUUGCCUGAAGAACUUGGCAAUCUUGUAAAUUUGGACAGAAUACAAAUCGACCAGAACAACAUAUCAGGACCAAUACCUAAAUCCUUUGCAAACUUGGACAAAGCAAAGCACUUUCAUAUGAACAACAAUUCAAUUAGUGGGCAAAUCCCGGCUGAGCUUGCAAGAUUACCAAAUCUAGUUCACUUCCUUCUAGAUAAUAACAACUUAUCUGGGCAUCUUCCACCAGAGUUCUCCGAACUUCCGAAAUUACUUAUACUUCAAGUUGAUAACAACCACUUUGAUGGGAGUGAGAUUCCAGAUACUUAUGGCAACAUGUCUCAGUUGUUGAAAUUGAGCCUUAGGAACUGCAGUUUACAAGGACCAAUUCCUGACUUGAGCCGGAUUCCAAAGCUCGGUUACUUAGAUCUCAGUUCAAACCAGCUAACUGGAUCUAUACCUCAAGGAAAUCUUUCUGAUAAUAUCACAACUAUUAAUUUAUCCAACAACAAACUUACUGGAACCAUUCCUACCUACUUUUCAAGUCUUCCUCGUCUUCAAAAAUUGUCUAUUGCAAACAAUUCACUGAAUGGCACUGUUCCAUCCACCAUUUGGCAAGAUAGGACUUUCAAUGCAACAGAAAUACUGGAAUUGGAAUUGCAGAAUAAUAAUCUUACAUCUUUCUCAGGCAGCACUGAAAUCCCUCUAAAUGUCACCCUCUGGCUGCAGGGGAAUCCCUUAUGCAACAAUAUCUCCCUAGUCCAUUUCUGUGGAUCUGAAAUUGAGGAUGAAAAUGUCACAAGCUUGACAAACUCCACUGGUGGAUGCCCCAUCCAAUCCUGCCCACCCCCUUAUGAAUAUUCCGAAAGAUCUCCUGAAAAUUGUUUUUGUGCUGCUCCUCUGCUUGUUGGUUAUAGGUUAAAGAGUCCUGGAUUCUCAGAUUUCCGCACUUACAGAAGUACAUUUGAGAAUUACCUUACUUGGGGUCUUGACUUGCAUCUUUAUCAGCUUGAGAUUUAUUCAUUUCGGUGGCAAAAGGGACCUCGGCUUGAAAUGUACUUGAAGCUCUUUCCUGUAUUUGGAGUGAAUGUAGUUAACAACCAGACAACUCAUACCUUCAAUGACAGUGAGGUUCAGAGAAUCAGGAACAAAUAUACAUCAUGGAAAAUUCCUGACAGUGAACUAUUUGGACCCUAUGAACUGCUCAACUUUACUCUGCUGGGCCCUUAUCAGCACAUAUUUCCCACUUCUACAAAAUCUGGUAUAAGCACAGGUGCACUAGCUGGCUUCAUACUUGGUGGUAUUGCUGUUGCAGUUACACUAUCUGCAAUUGUUUCUCUUCUUAUAUUGAGAAGGCGCACAAGAGAUUAUCGUGCAAUUUCUCGAAAACGCCGCAUUUCGAAGGCCUCCAUAAAAAUUGAUGGUGUGAAGGAUUUCACUUAUGGAGAAAUGGCCUUGGCUACAAAUGACUUUGACAGCUCUGCUCAAGUUGGUCAAGGAGGUUAUGGAAAGGUUUACAGAGGCAUUCUGACGGAUGGCACAGUGGUGGCCAUAAAGCGUGCACAAGAGAAUUCAUUACAGGGUGAGAGGGAAUUCUUAACAGAAAUACAGUUAUUAUCACGAUUACAUCACAGGAAUCUUGUGUCCUUGCUUGGAUAUUGUGAUGAAGAGGGUGAACAGAUGUUGGUCUAUGAAUUUAUGUCCAAUGGCACUCUAAGGGAUCACCUAACUGUUAAGGCUAAAGAACCUCUGAGUUUCGCUAUGAGAUUGAGAAUUGCCCUGGCAUCAGCCAAGGGAAUCCUUUACCUACAUACAGAAGCCAAUCCUCCAAUAUUCCAUCGAGAUAUCAAGGCAAGCAACAUAUUAUUGGACUCUAGGUUCAUUGCAAAGGUUGCUGAUUUUGGGCUGUCACGACUUGCUCCUGUUCCAGAUAUUGAAGGAACCGUGCCUGCCCAUGUAUCCACAGUAGUGAAGGGAACUCCGGGUUACCUUGAUCCCGAGUACUUCUUAACUCAUAAACUGACAGACAAGAGCGAUGUUUACAGUCUUGGUGUUGUGUUUCUUGAGCUCUUAACUGGGAUGCAGCCAAUCUCACAUGGGAAAAACAUUGUCAGAGAGGUCAAUAAUGCAUUUCAAGGUGGCAUGAUCUUCUCGGUUAUUGAUAACAGAAUGGGAUCUUAUCCUUCUGACUGUGUGGAAAAGUUCUUGACUUUGGCCCUCAAGUGUUGCCAAGAAGAGACAGAUGCAAGACCUUCAAUGGCAGAUGUAGUUAGAGAACUUGAAAGUUUUUGGGCUAAGAUGCCUGAGGCUGAGACUAAAUCAGUGGAUUCUGUGAUGAGUGACAGUGGAAAACUAGCAACUCCACCAUUUUCAUCCUCUGAAAUGAAGCAUCCUUACAUUUCUUCUGAUGUCUCUGGCAGUAACCUUGAUAGUGAAAUUAUUCCUACCAUAGUCCCUAGAUAAACAGACAUAUAUCUGAUUCUGAGUUCACUUUUUCACUCUGGAAGUCUCUAAAAUCUUGUUUGAAUUUUUGGUAUCUGAUAUUUGUAUAGCAUCUAAUUAGAAGUGAUUUGAAAUAGAGAAAACAAGAAGGUAGUGCAGUACAUUAUUCGAUUUGUUUAUUUGAUUUACAAUUAAGGAAAGUGCUAGGGGUGCAAUUUGUUAUUUGGUUA
Molecule: messenger RNA, 3413 nt
Organism: Ziziphus jujuba (common jujube)
Lineage: Eukaryota; Viridiplantae; Streptophyta; Magnoliopsida; Rosales; Rhamnaceae
Product: probable LRR receptor-like serine/threonine-protein kinase At1g06840
Exons: 20
Coding region: 334-3204 (956 amino acids)
Biological process (GO): protein phosphorylation
Molecular function (GO): protein binding; ATP binding; protein kinase activity
Source: RefSeq, a predicted model, not a curated record